GACCAACGUUUGACUGUCCUACAACAAGAGUACAUCAAUGCAGAUAAUGAGCGCACUCGAUUGGCCGAUUCGUUGAGACGUUUCCAGUCGGUUGUGAACAGAACAUUUAGCAUAAGCCGCUUCCAGCAGAUCGCUGGUGGACUCGGCCCGAAAACGGAAGAGCCGAUACCCGAGCAUGCGGACGAUAUGGUCAAGAAGGAAACCGUUACUGCAGUUGGGGCAGCAGCUCCGUCAGCAGGUGUUAACGUGGCCGAAGCGAUUGACUUACAAGGCUUGGACGUGAGCAUUCAGAAGCUCGUCGCCAGAAUUGACAAAUUGGAACGUGAGCGCAAUGAAUAUCGUGAUUCACUGAGUCGUCUGAAACGUAAGACUAGCGACAGUCAUAUAACAAUCAACAAGCAGGAGCAUUUGUACAGAUCAAUUGAGGAGAAGAUGACCGAUGCAGAAGAAGAUCGUCGCACCCUCGAGGCACGACUGGCGAGCGCUAAACAGCUGUUGAAGUCGCAGGAAGAGGCGUUGAAGCAACGUGACGACGAGAGACGUCAAAUGAAAUCGAAAAUAAUCGCAUUUGAGCUGCAAACCCGAGGAAAGGAUGCGCAAAUUCGUCACUUGAACGAUUUGGUGAAAACACUACGAACAGAUGUGGAGAACAGUCAACAAGAGGCAAGACAGCUGCGAGAUCGUGAG
Molecule: messenger RNA, 687 nt
Organism: Anisakis simplex (herring worm)
Lineage: Eukaryota; Metazoa; Nematoda; Chromadorea; Rhabditida; Anisakidae
Source: the annotation of a GenBank genome assembly